AUGAAGCCGUUGUUUCAAGUAUUAUGAGAAGUAACACCGAAACCAGCAGUGUGACUGGCGAAAUUACAAUUCAUUUGAGACUCGUGAGGGCAACGCUAAUGAGUAAGGUUCAAAGGUUGAGAGAGGAAGGUCAUCGGACUGGAAUGAAUGGCAAUAAAAGCAUGAACCCGACAAUUCACUGAGUGUUCCAUCUUGGACCUGCAGCUCUCUGUCAUCAACAUGAAGCUGUCUCUUCUCGUCUUGGGCGCCAUCGUCCUGCUGGUUCAAGGGACCGCUCAAAAGGAUAAACGUGGACCAAAAGUUCAAGGGACCGCUCAAAAGGAUAAACGUGGACCAAAAGUAAAUCCUGUUACAAGAACAACAGCAGCAACCACAGUUUUGAACAAACCUGCGCCUGUAGCUACAACACCAGAUCGCAAAAGGCCAACACCUGCAAAAGCUGCUGCCCGUCAAAUGACAGUCACCCCGGCUACCAUUAGAGGCACAGAAACCAAAACGAGAAAAAAGGGGAAAAAAAGUUUUUCUGAGUUAUUACAAUUACUUGAGAAAAAUACUAAAACUACUCCGAAGCGCUUAACUGGGAAACCUGGAAAAUGGCAAGCUCGCUUUUUUGUCACAAAAUCAUUAAUCAGUGACACAAUACUGAUCAACAAGUGUGUACUAGCAGUUACCGACAAUAACAAACUGUCAAGUGAAGAUUGUAUUGGGCUUUCUCGUUAAAAUAAACUUGGAAAGGACCUUUACACUUUUCUCCUCUUGUAUAUUGUCAUAAUAUACUAAAACCUUUAUGCAACCUUCCUCAUCUUCAUCACCUUUUGUGCUUUGUUUGUUCACCAUGGACAACUAGAUAAGAAAUUAAAAGGAAGAACGGACCCCUAGCAAGAUAGUCUUUGGUCAUGUACUGUACAUUGUUUGUUCAUAUCAGGCUGCAGGUAUUGUUACCUGUAAUACUAUCCUGUGUAAAUAGCAAUUAAAGGUGU
Molecule: messenger RNA, 980 nt
Organism: Pomacea canaliculata
Lineage: Eukaryota; Metazoa; Mollusca; Gastropoda; Architaenioglossa; Ampullariidae
Exons: 3
Coding region: 220-720 (166 amino acids)
Source: RefSeq, a predicted model, not a curated record